CCGCGCAUCGAACCAUAAAACCUAUUCUCGAUAAUAAAAAGCGACGGAUUAUCGAGAUGAGCGGAAUGAAGAAGGCGAUCGGAGGGUCCAUUCACAGAAUACGGGAGUUCGAGCUCGAGAAGGUGAACCUGAUCGACGAGUUCGACAUCCUGCAGAUCGUCGGCGAGGGAUGGUUCGGCAAAAUCCUGCUGACCGAGCACCGCAGCACGCAGACCGAGAUGGUGCUGAAGGCACUGCCAAAGGCGUACACCGGCCUCUCGGACUUCUUUCGGGAAUUUCAUUAUGGGUUACAUCUGUCGGCGCACCGAAAUAUUAUAACCACCUACGACGUGGCAUUCGAGACGGCCGGUUUCUACGUUUUUAGUCAGGAAUACGCCCCGCUCGGUGAUCUCACGUCAAAUGUGACGGAGACGGGGUUGGGUGAGUUACACGCAAAGAGGGUGGCUAGGCAACUCGCCGCCGCGGUGCAUCACAUACACAGCCGCGAGCUGGUGCAUCGUGACAUCAAGCUCGACAACAUACUCGUGUUUCGCAGCGAUUUUUCGCGCAUCAAGCUCUGCGAUUUCGGCGAGACCAGGCGAGUUAACACCAUCGUGCGAAGGCACAACGAGUGGCUGCCAUACUCGCCGCCCGAGGUAUUGCAGAUCGACACUGACGAGACGUACAAAGCCCGCACGUCGCACGACGUCUGGCAAUUCGGCAUUGUCCUAUUUGUCUGCCUGACCGGAUGCCUGCCAUGGCAGAAGGCGGCGAUGGACGAUCCGCGCUACACCAGAUAUCAAAACUGGCACAACGCGACGCUCAACAUCGCCAAGAAGCCGAAAUUAUUUCAGCUGAUCAGCUCGCGGGCGCAGAGAAUGUUCAAGAGAUUAUUGGACCCGAAGGCUGAAAAACGACCAGUCAGCGUGUUGGAAGUAAAUAAAUAUUUAGAAGACAGAUGGCUGGCAAAACUCGGAGUCGAAAAAACGUUAAACGGCGGCGCCGACGAGAAGGACGAGCUUUGUCCGUCUAUGUACAGCUUCCACAGUUCCUUGGAGGAGAAGAACCAACUCCUCCACACUCUUACGACGUACGGCAUCGAGACGACGGUGGAUCGUUCGAAGAAGAAGGACCGUAUCAGAGAGUGGAUACAAGCUAGCGCGAUCGUCGAAGAGAAUGAGGGGGACGAGUCGGAUAUUUACGAAGACUCGGAGUUCUAUGAAGAUGAAGACAGGGACAACGACGGGAAUGGUGGAAGCGAGGAGACCGAGUCGACCUCCAUGAGAGGCAGGCAUUUCCCGGAGAGGCGUCCGAGCGUCGCGACGAACGAUCGUAGAAAGAGAAGAGGCAGCGGUAGGGUCGCGACGGGUCGGGUCGCGUCGAAAAACAGAGUGCCCGUAAAACCCGUCGAAAGGAAAAUACCCUUCGCGCCUCAAGUGGCCGAAGAGCGAGAAACGAUCGCGCGCUUCGCCAGCUUUCCCAACGGCGAUCCGAACCUCGCCGUUGUGAGUAACGGCAGCGAUCGGGCAGCUCACGAUCUUUCCGCAGCCUCGACGAACGUCGCGACCGACGUAUCGUCGAUGGCGAAUAAUUUCUCCUCGAGCGAUCUUCCAUUCUCCGUGCCUAACGUUAAUGAUCGGUACGUCAAGGAUUCUGGGAGGACUAGCGCUAACAACUCCCGGGACGAAUCACCUCUUUCCGCGUUGCCGGUUACUGCUUUUUUCCCCGUCAAACAAUCGCCACCGAAAACGACGUCGAACAUUUUAGACAACGGGAAUAGAGCUGCACCGAUGAGUCCGCAAAUCCCGGCUAGAAAAAAUCGCGCUCACACGGCGCCGUUUUCGGAUACGCGAUCGGCCGAGGUUAAUCGUGCCGAUUCGGCGAGGAAAGCACAGUCCGCGACAGUUUUACGGACCUCGGAAACGGAGGAUCCGCGCGUUUCGGGAAAAACGUCCGUCUCCUCGCAUUCGAUGGCAGCGGAUAAUUCGUUAUCGACCUCACGAGCGACGAAGCCGGUCGCUUCAUCGGUCACUCGAGUUGACAGAGCGGCGAUGCCAACGAUAAGCGGUGCAUCUCCAAUCGAGUCUCAGUCUCCUAACAGCCCUCUUCCUGGUCGAGUUGAAGGCUCAUCACCAAUCUAUACGCAAAUCACGACGCCGAUUGCUCCCGCUAAGACGGCCGCUUCUCACUUAGCAAUGCAGAGCUUCAACACACUGCAAAAUAUCGCGGGCACAUCCUCGGUCGCUUCGUCGACAAGCACAUCGUUAAACACAAGCAAGCCCGAUCAACGGGUCGAAGAGAACAUGAACAUGGCUUAUGGCAAAGAUGCAUAUGAACACUACGGCAUCGCCCAAGGUGUCAUACUGCCGAUGAGAGUAAACAUCGUUAGGCAGGAUUCCGCUGGUAGCGGUAGCCGAUCUGUGAGCAAUUGAGAUACAAACUUGAAGGGUGUGUUGGAUUUUCCUUGAGAAAAACUGGAAGUCGGGUAUAUUUAAGCAAGUAAGCGGAACCAAUCAAUCUUACCGUCAAUAUACUUGAAAGUACACGUUUGACGGAACAUAAUGAAGUACAUGUUACUUUUUCCAAAAGAGAUUUAAAGCGAAUGAAAGAUUCUCAAAGGUACUGAAGGUACGCGAAAUACGCGCAUUCGCGAAUGCUACAUUUAUUUGUAAUAUAUAUUUAAUAACGUCGAUAUUGCUUCGGUCAAAGAUUACGAAGAGUUCCUUCGGCAUCACGGCGUGUUCAACGUGUACGAAGUAAAUGUCGUCGCGAAAAUAACGUUAUACUAGAACGCCGUAGAUGGAGACGUCACGUUACGUACAUUAUACUUCAUUAGUUUCAAGAGAUACUUAUAUCGCCACGUGUCGCUCGCUUCACCAAACAUAACGGGAUAAAAUUAGCGCGACGUCUCGGAAGAAUUGCACUGUGCAAGAAUGUUCCCGAGGCUGUUAGCGGUCGAUCGUUUCCGACCGUGGGAAACGGUAAAAAUUUUUAUUCGAAUGUGAUGCGAGCCUGCGCGCGCCUCGUUAACAUUUCAAUUUUUUUAAUUACGGACCCUUAACCAAUCUUAUACUAAGUAUCUCUUCGAGCAUUGUUUAGAAGUUGUGGUUGCGAAUUGUAAGUUAAUUAAAUAUACACGCUGUUGUGAUACUAGAGAUCCUGUCUAGAAUAUUAUCUGACUAAUAUAAACAUAACAGAUUUUGAUAGAUACGAAAGAGAAAAAUGUAAAACGUACAUAAAUGUAAUGAUUUGUACAUUAGUAUACACUUUAAAGGCAUAUUACCUUGAGAGAU
This is a messenger RNA of Pogonomyrmex barbatus (red harvester ant), 3272 nucleotides long. RefSeq lists its product as uncharacterized. The record is from RefSeq and is a predicted model, not a curated record. NCBI's taxonomy places the organism in Eukaryota, Metazoa, Arthropoda, Insecta, Hymenoptera, Formicidae. Gene Ontology annotation, molecular function: protein serine/threonine kinase activity; ATP binding. Gene Ontology annotation, biological process: protein phosphorylation.